UUGACCUUGCAGGUUUUGGCUGCCCAAGAUUCAUACCCCAAACAGAUUUGCCAGUUUGAUGAGCCAUCUCUGUCCAUCCCAUUUAUUCCACUGAGUGGGGAGUAUGCACAGUUUGUGGGGCGCACAUCGGAUGGACUAAUUGCACUCUCAAACUAUCGCAUCAUUUUGCAACAGCGUGAUGUAACCUACCACGUUCCUUUAGGAGUUAUUGAGACAAUUGAAUGCCGAGAAAUCUUUUUCCUUUAUCUUCUGUGUAAAGAUACUAAGUCAUACAAGUGUACCUUUGGAACUAACGAACAGUGUGCUGAAUGGCAGCGGCGAUUGACAAAAGCUCUACUCCUUCCUCAACGCUUGGAGAAUGUUUUUGGUUUUGCAUUCUACAUGUGGAGUAUGGAGGAGGCUCGGGAUCUGCACAAUGCACUCUUGGAGCCAGAUGGUGUGCAGUCGUAUGCUGUGCGAGCAGAGAAAAUGUUUGAUGAAGAGGUUCGGCGUCUUGGUUUUGAUUUAGGCGGAGCAUGGCGCAUCUCUUUGGCAAAUAGUGAAUACCAGCUCUGUUCCACAUACCCCAGAAAGUUGGUUGUACCAGCAUCCAUCAAUGAUAACAUAUUGGAGUCAGUGGCUCGUUUCAGAUCUGUUAGGAGGAUACCUGCUGUUGUUUGGAGACAUGCCAAUGGUGCAGUCAUUGCACGAUGUAGUCAGCCUGAGGUGGGUUGGCUGGGAUGGCGAUCUAGUGAAGAUGAAGAUUUGGUGAAGGCAAUUGCUGAAGCUUGUGCUUAUGAUAGCCCUUCUGUUACAACCUCUAAUAGUGUGACUGGGACAACAGGAAGUCAGCUGGUGCUACCUCAAAGUGGAGAGGAAGCAACCACUCCUGUAUCUGAUAUUCCUUCUCUUUGUGACUUGCCCGAGGCCAAGGCUCAAGCAGAUAUUAAGAUUCUGAAGAGAAGUUGCUAUGGUUAUAUAAAUUUGAGAGUAUGUAAAAGAAAGAAACAAAGUGAAUAUAGAAAACAGCAAGGUGAUGAAUCACUAAGUUUAUUCAUUGGAAGUAGUUGGCUCUCCGGACUGGAGAAUUCUCGGUGGUUGGCGCAUCUCUCAGGAUUACUGAAAGCUGCUGUAACAGUUGCUCAAGCAGUUGUGCGUGAAGCAAGACCAGUUUUAGUUCACUGUUCUGAUGGAUGGGAUCGGACUCCCCAGAUUACUUCACUUGCGCAACUGUUGAUGGAUCCUUAUUACCGAACGAUACAUGGUUUUCAGGUGCUAAUUGAACGUGAAUGGAUAGAGUUUGGUCACAAAUUUAGUGACCGAUGUGGUGUUGGUCGAAGCUGCGAGGACGUUAAUGAGAGAUGUCCAGUAUUUCUUCAGUGGCUGGACUGUGUGCACCACCUCCUCUGCUGGUAUCCCACAGCAUUCCAAUUUAAUCAGGCAUAUCUGGUAAAGUUGGCCCAACAUGUGUACAGCAAUCUCUUUGGUUCCUUUCUCUGCAACACUUCUCAAGAGCGUGUCCAAGCUAAAAUUGGGGAUCGCACUUAUUCAGUUUGGUCACUUUUAAGGCUCAACCGUGACCGAUACACUAACUACCUCUAUGUUCACACUCAUCAGGUACUCUUCCCUUCGUGUCACACUCAAGACAUGCGGCUGUGGACAUCAGUCUAUAUGCUCGAAAUGGGGGAAGUAACUGAAGACACCAACACCAGCAGCCACCUUAUUGUUGGCGAUGAUGAGCACGUCGGCCGUCUCCCACUGAGUUAUGCAUUUUUCAGUUGUCCGAACAUGGCCAUGCUCAACUCUGCACUUGGUGCAGAUCUGGCUAGUGAAGAAAUGAAUGCUGGUGUGGAACAUGAGAAUGAAGAACCAGGCAUUGAGGAUUUUGAUGCUUAUGAAGAUUCUACAAGUGAACCUAAUGGAGAAAGACUCAAUGAUGAGUCAGAGUCAUUGACUUUAUGUGAACCUUCAGUUUCAGAAUCUGAAAACCAUGAAUGUGUGAAUGUAGUGCAAAGUGAGCUCAGUGAACAUGUAGAAAAUGGUGAAGAAGCGAGUGAAUUCCUGGGGAGAGAAAGUACAGAAAUAGAUGAGGACGAGAGUGACAUGGAAAAGGUAGGGAUGCUGAGAGAGCCAAAAGGGGAAAUGUGUCGGAAUAGACCAAGAGUCAGUGGUGGCCAUCGCAUCAGAGGUUUGGCUGAACAGUCCAUCGAAGGAUCUACUGACACUUUAGUUGCUGAGAUGGGAAUUAUUGCUAGUGAAGAAAAUGUUCCUCAGGAAAAAAACAGUGAAUUGUUACCAUUAGUGAAUGGAGAAUCAGGACAAGAGAGCCCCAAGUCCUUAUUAAAUGGAAAAUGUUGUCCAUUUAUGAAUGGUGUUUCAGAAGAAAAUGAAGUGUGCACCACAGUUAAUAAUAACCGCAAACCUCUGAAGAAAGGGCCAGUAUCCUCUGUGUCAGAGAAUGGUCUAGAAGAACGCUUUGAAAAGAGGAUUGUAAAUAUGGCAAACUUAAGUAACGUCAUGACCAGCGUUACAUCCUCAGGCUGUAGCAUUUGUAUCCAAAGUAAGAAACUAUUAGAUGAAACUAGUAAUGGAGACUCAUGGCGAAGUGCAGGACUGCUGCAAGAAACUGUUAUUGGAGGCACAGUGCGAGGUGUUAACAUGGGAACGGGCAGUAGAGUUUCACUGUAUUCCACUCCCAUGCAUUCCCGAACACCUUCUUCUUGUAUACCUUCAACACCUUGUGAAGAUCGGUUUGGUAAUGGUGGUGACAGCAGUAGAGGCAGUAAUUAUGGCACUAUUGAUGGUCUUCACAAUGUUAGUGAUGAAGUAACUAAGAGAUUACACCAAAUCUUGCUCCAUCAUCAGGUGAGGCCUACUAAUUACAACCUUGAAUGAGUGUAGAUUUCUACAGUGACAGGCAACAAGAAUGUUGAACAAGUGGAUGAGAGAGAAUUCCAGCAAUAUACUCAGGGUAUACUGCUGUGAUGUGAAAGAUCCUACUCAUUAACACUUCUUUCUGUGUUGAUGCACUUUUUUUUUUUUUCCUAGAAAAAAUUAAAGGCAAGCUG
This is a messenger RNA of Cherax quadricarinatus, 3047 nucleotides long. Lineage: Eukaryota; Metazoa; Arthropoda; Malacostraca; Decapoda; Parastacidae. The record is from RefSeq and is a predicted model, not a curated record.